CCUUUUCUAUUUGCAGGAAAAAUGAAUUGCGUUGAACGUGUUAAAGCUUUCCUCGAAAGAGGUAAAAAAGCUUUCCGCAAUAUAACGCAAACCAAACCGAAACGGCUGGCAACAGUGAGGCCACCACACGCACCGAUUCGAUUCUCGAUAACACCAAUCGGUAUAGGAUCUUACACAUUCCCGACUGGAUUCUACGAGUGCUACGUCUCUGAGCCAGAGGGGGAAAACAACGCACAGAAAAUAACUCUCCUGCCUACUAAUAAAACACUUUUUUCUGCAUCUGAAGUACCAGUCACAGCAGAAAUAACAGUAACAACAGUAGAAGAAGCCGCCACGGAAGCCGUAAUCGCAAGUUGCAGUCAUAACGAUGAUGAUGAAGUUGAGGAAAAUGGAUAUGGAUACGACGAUUAUUACGACGAUGUUCGCCAGUACUAUGACGAUUAUGAUAAUGAUUAUGACGAUGAUUAUGAAAAUGAUUACCACGUAUAUGAAUACGAUGAUAAUGAUUAUGAUGAUAAUGAUUAUUACGAAGGCGUUGAAGACUGUGAUAACGAUGUUGGUGAUAAUAUAUCUGUGAUAAUUAAAAACGACGAAGGCAACGACAACAACAACAACAGCAAAAAUGAUGGUGACCAGAAUGAUGAUGACGAUGAAAAUAACGAUAACAAGAGUGAUAAUGAAUCUGAUGAUAAUAAUAAUAAUGAUGAUGAUAACGAUAAAAUCAACAACAAAGAUAAUGAUAAUGAAGAAUUUGUUAUUAUUGACAAUGACGGUCAAACCAACAAAAAAGAUAAAAAUGAAUUUAGUGAUGAUGACUUUGUUAUCAUUAAUAACGAUGAUGAUAACGAUAAAAUCAACAACAAAGAUAAUGAUAAUGAAGAAUUUGUUAUUAUUGACAAUGACGGUCAAACCAACAAAAAAGAUAAAAAUGAAUUUAGUGAUGAUGACUUUGUUAUCAUUAAUAACGAUGAUGAUAACGAUAAAAUCAACAACAAAGAUAAUGAUAAUGAAGAAUUUGUUAUUAUUGACAAUGACGGUCAAACCAACAAAAAAGAUAAAAAUGAAUUUAGUGAUGAUGACUUUGUUAUCAUUAAUAACGAUGAUGAUAACGAUAAAAUCAACAACAAAGAUAAUGAUAAUGAAGAAUUUGUUAUUAUUGACAAUAAUAAUAACAAUAACGAUGAUGAAGAAGAUUUCGAUGAUUGUAACGAUGAAGAUGAGGAUAUCCUCUCCGCAGCUCCGACAAGUUAUAACGAUACAACGACGAUGAAUAAUAACAGCACUAGCAGUUCACAGUGCCUUUUAAUGUAA
This is a messenger RNA of Helobdella robusta, 1311 nucleotides long. RefSeq lists its product as hypothetical. Lineage: Eukaryota; Metazoa; Annelida; Clitellata; Rhynchobdellida; Glossiphoniidae. The record is from RefSeq and is a predicted model, not a curated record. The coding region runs from base 22 to 1311 and encodes 429 amino acids. The transcript is spliced from 2 exons.